Leopardus geoffroyi (Geoffroy's cat) is the source of this 1096-nucleotide messenger RNA. It is a transcript of the gene HEBP2, whose product is annotated as heme binding protein 2. Bases 128 to 745 code for a protein of 205 amino acids. The record is from RefSeq and is a predicted model, not a curated record. NCBI's taxonomy places the organism in Eukaryota, Metazoa, Chordata, Mammalia, Carnivora, Felidae. The transcript has 4 exons. Gene Ontology annotation, cellular component: cytoplasm.
GGGGACUCGGGGGCCGGGGCAGGCGGGCGCUGCGCGCACACGCAGCGGGGCGGCCCGGAGCGGCCCCGGCGCGGCCCCUUCCUGGCUCUGCUCGCCAGCCUGUCUCCCCGGAGCGUCGGCGCCGCCCAUGGCCGAGGUGCUGGAGCCGGACCCCGCGACAGCCGAGCGCGCGGCGGCCCAGGCCGUGGAGACGCCGGGCUGGACGGCCCCGGAGGACGCGGGUCCCCAGCCCGGAAGUUACGAGAUCCGACAUUAUGGACCAGCCAAAUGGGUCAGCACUUCCGUUGAGUCUAUGGACUGGGAUUCAGCCAUCCAAACUGGUUUUACGAAGCUGAACAGCUACAUUCAAGGCAAAAAUGAGAAAGAGAUGAAAAUAAAGAUGACCGCUCCAGUGACAAGCUACGUGGAGCCCGGUUCAGGCCCUUUUAGCGAGUCUACCAUUACUGUUUCCCUGUACAUCCCCUCUGAACAGCAACCUGAUCCGCCCAGGCCUUCAGAGUCAGAUGUCUUCAUUGAAAACAGAGCAGAAAUGACCGUGUUCGUCCGGUCUUUCGAUGGAUUCUCUAGUGCUCAAAAGAAUCAAGAACAACUUUUGACAUUAGCAAGCAUGUUGAGGGAAGAAGGAAAAGUUUUCAAUGAGAAGGUUUACUAUACCGCAGGCUACAACAGUCCUUUCAAGUUGCUUGAUAGAAAUAAUGAAGUGUGGUUGAUUCAGAAAAAUGAACCCUGCAAAGAAACUGAAUGAGGGGAAAAAAGGAAGUACCAUUGCUUAGCGUAGAUAUCCAGCGUACCGACAUGUAAAAUGCAGGUCUAGUAUCUCUACCCGAGAGAACUAUGGUGAUUUGAGCUGAUUUCCAAGGUGCCUUUUAAUGCUUGAAGCUUUAUCUAGAUACACAGGUAAUAGGGGAGAGUCUUCUAGAAACAUGAGAAGCAGUCACAGCUCUGGAGGGUGGGUAUUUCUAUGAGGGUCCAGGAAGUGUCUUAUUGCUUGACCCUUCUUCGCUGUAUCACAAUCAUGUUGCCUUUUUUGACUUGAAUUUAUGUCAUUUGGAUGUUAUCCCCUCUAGCUAUUAUCAAUAAAAAUGCUAAAGAGGUA